Messenger RNA from Dermacentor andersoni, 1521 nucleotides. Its product is annotated as tubulin alpha-1C chain. Gene Ontology annotation, cellular component: microtubule. Gene Ontology annotation, molecular function: GTP binding; structural constituent of cytoskeleton. Gene Ontology annotation, biological process: microtubule-based process. The record is from RefSeq and is a predicted model, not a curated record. NCBI's taxonomy places the organism in Eukaryota, Metazoa, Arthropoda, Arachnida, Ixodida, Ixodidae.
GGUGACGCACUUUUUGCUCAGACCCAUUGGUUUACGGACGUUCCUUGUCGACGUCGGAGUAAACGUUUUUUGGGCCCUACGUCCUCAAUAACCGGUGACAAUGCGUGAAUGCAUCUCUGUGCACGUCGGCCAGGCCGGCGUACAAAUCGGCAAUGCGUGUUGGGAAUUGUACUGCUUGGAGCACGGCAUCCAGCCGGACGGUCAGAUGCCGAGCGACAAGACCAUUGGCGGAGGCGACGACUCCUUCAACACCUUCUUCAGCGAGACGGGCGCCGGCAAGCACGUGCCCCGCGCCGUCUACGUGGACCUGGAGCCAACCGUCGUGGACGAAGUGCGCACUGGAACCUACAGGCAGCUGUUCCACCCAGAGCAGCUGAUCACCGGCAAGGAGGAUGCGGCAAACAACUAUGCUCGCGGCCACUACACGAUCGGCAAGGAGAUUGUGGAUCUGGUGCUGGACCGGAUCAGGAAGCUGGCAGACCAGUGCACGGGCCUGCAGGGUUUCCUCAUCUUCCACAGCUUUGGAGGUGGCACUGGCUCGGGCUUCACCUCGCUCCUUAUGGAGCGCCUCUCGGUUGACUACGGCAAGAAGUCCAAGCUCGAGUUCGCCAUCUACCCAGCCCCACAGGUCUCUACAGCAGUCGUGGAACCCUACAACUCCAUUCUCACCACGCACACCACCCUUGAGCAUUCAGACUGUGCUUUCAUGGUCGAUAACGAGGCCAUUUAUGACAUCUGCCGGCGCAACCUUGACAUUGAAAGGCCCACCUACACCAACCUGAACAGGCUCAUCGGCCAGAUCGUCUCCUCAAUCACUGCCUCCCUGCGGUUUGAUGGUGCUCUGAACGUCGACCUGACGGAGUUCCAGACCAACCUGGUGCCCUACCCCCGUAUCCACUUCCCUCUUGUCACGUAUGCUCCCGUCAUCUCUGCUGAGAAGGCUUACCACGAGCAGCUCACUGUGGCAGAGAUCACAAAUGCCUGCUUUGAGCCUGCCAACCAGAUGGUCAAGUGUGACCCCCGCCAUGGAAAGUACAUGGCCUGCUGCCUCCUGUACCGUGGAGAUGUUGUGCCCAAAGAUGUCAAUGCAGCUAUUGCAGCCAUCAAGACCAAGCGCACAAUCCAGUUUGUGGACUGGUGCCCCACAGGAUUUAAGGUUGGCAUCAACUACCAGCCCCCAACUGUUGUCCCCGGUGGAGACCUUGCCAAAGUCCAGCGUGCCGUGUGCAUGCUGUCCAACACGACGGCCAUUGCCGAGGCCUGGGCACGCCUUGACCACAAGUUUGACCUCAUGUAUGCCAAGCGGGCAUUCGUUCACUGGUACGUCGGUGAAGGCAUGGAGGAAGGAGAGUUCUCAGAGGCCAGGGAGGACUUGGCCGCCUUGGAGAAAGACUACGAGGAGGUCGGCAUCGACUCUGCCGAGGGUGCAGAAGACGAUGGUGGCGAAGAGUUCUAAAGAGGAAAGAUCUGUUGCCUUCCUGCUCGGGGCAUGGAAUAAAAGAGCAGUCUUCAUUGCCUGAA